Messenger RNA from Ambispora gerdemannii, 213 nucleotides. The record is from the annotation of a GenBank genome assembly. NCBI's taxonomy places the organism in Eukaryota, Fungi, Glomeromycota, Glomeromycetes, Archaeosporales, Ambisporaceae.
AUGUCACACCUAAGGCCCAACAUUCAAAAACGUCCAUUUACCGAAAAUGAAAAACGUGCCAUCAUAUCGAUGUACCUUCGAUAUGGCCCCAGUUGGACACUAAUAGCAAGCAACUUACCGGGGCGUUCGGCACUCAUGGUGAAGAAUUUCUGGUAUAAUAUGGACGAGAGAGUGCGAAUCCGAGUUAAGAUGUCCAUAGCUCGAUUAAUUUAA